UGUUUUAUAAUUAAUGCCACAUUUUGUAAGAGCUUCGUAUUCGUGUCAUGGUAAAAAUGUCUAAAUUGUAUUAAAAAGAAAUAACGCAUACAUAGUUUAAUUUCAAAAUAAUUUUGGUUUUUACAAUGAGCUCCCAAACUACUGUUGCUCCUGCUCAACAGCAGCAAGAAGCACCACAACCAUUAUGGAAAUCGGUAUUGUGGCAAUUAGUAACAUUUUGGGUUGUAAUGCAAAUAGUAAAAUCAUUCACAUCAAAAAAGGAAAUGAGUGAUCCUAAAGUUAUGCAAAAUUCUGAUAAAAUUAGUUGUAAAAAUCUUUUCAAUAUAGGCGAAAGUUUAGACUUAUAUAUUUAUUAUUCAGAAUCUCGAAAUUUCGAUGAUUUUUCAAACCAAAAGUUGCUAUUAUGGAAGGAAACAGAUAUUUUUUUUGGUAGUUGGUAUGACGGGCCUUAUGGCGACGGUACAAGAAAAAAAUCAGGAUAUAUAGAAAUCUCUGAAGCUGUAAAAAACAACGGUUCAUUAUUUUAUCAUGUGUAUGUUACAAAAAAGGGAUACUCUCCCGAUUCUAGGGACAAAUCUUAUUCAAAGUAUGCUAUAGUAAAUUAUACUAAUUUAAUGACAGUUUAUCGAAAACAAAGAAUUCAUAAAACAAAAAAUCUUUUGACCGGGGAAGUUGAUCCUCAAAAUAAAAUUUUGCAAACAAACGUUUCUACUGUUAAGAUAAUGUCAUACUGGCAUCCUAAUCUUACUUUAAACUUAUUAGAUGAUCAAACACUUUGGGUUAGAGACGGGGUGCCAUCUCCUCUUGAUCAGUAUAUAACAUUUUUACCAGGAGAAAAUUUUUACAGACCAGUUUUGUAUAUUAAUGAUUACUGGAAUUAUGUGAGUGACUAUAUGCCAAUAAAUGAGACAACUCCGAAGCUAGAAUAUCACAUAACAUUUGCUCCUAUAUCAAUGUUUCGUUGGCAAAUGUAUAUAUCUCAAAACAUGCGCUCUCAAUGGAAUCAAUAUUUGGGUGAUAGUGUUGAGCAGUCUGAUCAAGAACAAGAUAUGCUCAAAAGAACAUUGCAAGAAACAAAUCCAUAUUUACUUGGUUUAACCAUGAUAGUUUCAUUAGUGCAUAGUGUUUUUGAGUUUUUAGCAUUUAAAAAUGAUAUUCAAUUUUGGAAAUCUCGUAAAACACUUGAAGGUUUAUCUGUAAGAUCAAUAUUCUUCAAUGUGUUUCAAUCUCUCAUAGUUUUAUUGUAUGUACUUGACAAUGAAACAAAUACUAUUGUUGUAAUCAGCUGCUUUGUUGGUUUACUUAUUGAGGCAUGGAAAAUCACUAAAGUUGUUGAUAUAAAGCGUCAUCCAACAAAAAAGUGGGGCACAUUUUCAGCUAUAACCUUUGAAGACAAGUCUAGUUAUGUUCAGUCAGAUACUAAGCAAUAUGAUCGUCUUGCUUUUCAAUAUCUAUCGUGGCUAUUGUUUCCUUUGUUAGGAUGUUAUGCAGUGUACUCUUUGUUUUAUUCAGAACAUAAAGGAUGGUAUUCUUUUGUUUUAAACAUUGCCUACGGAUUUUUGUUAACCUUUGGGUUUAUAAUGAUGACACCACAGUUGUUUAUUAAUUAUAAAAUGAAAAGCAUUGCUCAUUUACCAUGGCGAAUGUUGACUUACAAAGCACUUAAUACCUUUAUUGACGAUAUAUUUGCUUUUGUUAUUAAAAUGCCUACCUUGUAUCGCCUUGGGUGCUUACGAGAUGAUGUCAUAUUUUUUAUAUAUCUUUAUCAACGUUGGAUAUAUCCAAUUGAUCAUAGCCGUGUCAAUGAAUUUGGAUUAGUAGGUGAAUCUGAUCAUAUUGAUGUUGCAAAAGAAAUAUCUGAAAGUGGUUUAGUCACAAAUAAUGAUAUUCAAUUAGAAAAAAAAGAACAAUAAAUUUUUAGUCUAUUUACUAAUUUAUGUAGUUCACAUACAAAUAAGAUAUUUUUUAUCUAAAAAUAUUAAUUCUUGUAAUUUUUUUUUUAUACAAUAUGUUUCAAUUAUUAAAAA
This is a messenger RNA of Hydra vulgaris (swiftwater hydra), 2027 nucleotides long. Its product is annotated as putative lipid scramblase CLPTM1. NCBI's taxonomy places the organism in Eukaryota, Metazoa, Cnidaria, Hydrozoa, Anthoathecata, Hydridae. The record is from RefSeq and is a predicted model, not a curated record. Gene Ontology annotation, cellular component: endomembrane system; membrane.